UUGAUCACACACACUCGCACACACCCAAGUCGACGACACCACGGCCGCCGCCAACCAACCCCCCAUGACGUCGUCCGCUACGUCUGCUGUGGAAUGCGCUAUCUGCUACGACACAUUCUACUUUCCCUUCGUCACGUCCUGCGGCCACGCCUUCUGCCACCAGUGCCUCACGGACUGGACCUCAGGCCACCGUCAGUCGACGUCGUGCCCGCUGUGCCGGUCGCCUAUUCCACGCGUCGAUGGCGAGCCGCGUCAUGCGUCACUCCACGUGGAGCGGUACUUGAUGCUGGAGGUCGUUAUCAAAUGCAUUGACAUGUGGUCCAAUGUAUUCCUGGUGGCCAUGGCGGCCUACGCGUCCCUGGCUCCACUUUCCUCGUUGUGGACGCCGACGGUCGUACUCAUCCUGUGCCUGUUCAUCGCCCGAGUGUAUUGCAUGGGUUCGACCCCCGUGCUUUUGUGCGGUAUGGCGUGUCAGGUGCAUUGGCGCAGCGUGCUGCACACCGUUGCAACCAGACUCCUGCACGUCCACAACAUGGUCUACUCUCGACACAUCGUCCCUCGUACAUAUGUCAUAACACGACAAUAAAUCAUAACGUUACUUGUG
Aphanomyces astaci is the source of this 604-nucleotide messenger RNA. RefSeq lists its product as hypothetical. The transcript has a single exon. Gene Ontology annotation, molecular function: ubiquitin protein ligase activity. Gene Ontology annotation, biological process: ubiquitin-dependent protein catabolic process; protein polyubiquitination. The record is from RefSeq and is a predicted model, not a curated record. NCBI's taxonomy places the organism in Eukaryota, Oomycota, Saprolegniomycetes, Saprolegniales, Verrucalvaceae. The coding region runs from base 65 to 586 and encodes 173 amino acids.